Misgurnus anguillicaudatus (oriental weatherfish) is the source of this 2123-nucleotide messenger RNA. RefSeq names its product coagulation factor II (thrombin) receptor-like 1, tandem duplicate 2 (gene f2rl1.2). Gene Ontology annotation, biological process: phospholipase C-activating G protein-coupled receptor signaling pathway; blood coagulation; positive regulation of Rho protein signal transduction. Gene Ontology annotation, molecular function: thrombin-activated receptor activity. Gene Ontology annotation, cellular component: plasma membrane. Lineage: Eukaryota; Metazoa; Chordata; Actinopteri; Cypriniformes; Cobitidae. The record is from RefSeq and is a predicted model, not a curated record.
CUCAAUGCGCACGCAUUCAUCCGAGGCUUCGAGGUGUGUCCUUUCGAUCAGGUCGACUAAAAGCGUUUAACUGAGAGGAACGACGGAGCUCGUGCAGUUUGAUUGUGCGUCCAAGCAACACUUAAGAGAGUCUGACUUUAUUUCAACUUAAUAAUAUUCUGUUUAAAUACAAAAAGGUCUUUAAACAGACGGAUUAUGGCUAUCGCGGGGAUUUUUCGCGUCUUGUGUAUUUUCGCUGGAUUGCUCUUCGCGUCCGCUCUGCAAGAUAACAUGACGGGUAACAGGACAGGCAAAGGACGUGGUUUUGUAGUCAUUCAGGAUUUAAACGGUGUCUACGUUGACCAGAUCACUAAAGAUGCACUAAAGAGCCGUCUCAUGACCGUCUUCCUGCCUAUUAUCUACAUCAUUGUCUUUGCUUUGGGGUUACCCAGCAACGCCAUGGCGGUAUGGGUCUUGCUGUUCCGGUCAAAGAAAAUUCACCCCUCUGCCAUCUACAUGGGCAACCUGGCAUUGGCCGACCUUAUGUUCGUGAUCUGGACCCCGCUGAAGAUCGCCUAUCACUUAAAAGGGAAUAACUGGACGUACGGCGAAGGGAUGUGUAAAGUAAUGGUCGGGUUCUUUUACGGCAACAUGUACUGUUCCAUCCUCUUCAUCACUUGUUUGAGCGUGCAACGAUAUUGGGUCUGCGCUCACCCCCUUUCCCAACAGAGGAAAAACAACAAACUGGCAAUCAUUCUUUCUGGGUGUAUCUGGGUCUUUAUUUUAGUCAGCAGUACGCCUUUGUAUCUGUACCAGCAGACUGUUGACAUCGCAGACCUAAACAUCACCACCUGCCAUGAUGUGAACGUUAUCAGCAAAAUUAACUUUGAGGAGAAAAAUGCGUUCCUGGAUGUCCAACAGCCCUACUACUACUUCAUGGUGAUGGCAACUCUGGUGUUCUUCAUCCCGAUGGUGGUCAUAAUCGUAGCUUACGUCCUGCUCCUUCGAUCGCUCGGGACCUCGGCGGUGGAAGGCAGUGCCGGAAAAAGCCGCCGGCGUGCCAUCCUCCUCAUCAUAACGGUGCUCAUCACAUUCCUGGUCUGCUUCAUCCCCAGUAACGUGAUGGUGGUCGUACAUUACGCCCUCUUGGGGAAUGGUCUGGCUAACAACGGCUACGGCUUCUACAUCACCACGCUGUGCCUGGCCAGUCUCAACAGCUGCAUGGAUCCUUUCGUUUACUAUUACGUGUCCGAGGAUUUUAGGGAUCACGUCAAGAACACCUUACUGUGCCGUAGCAGUCGCACGGUGGAGAGGAUGAGAGUAUCUUUCAGCUCGAUGAAAUACUCGAAAAAGUCCAAAUCGUACACUUCCAGCACGGCAAACACAGAAAGCAGCAACUGCUGAGAACACACCUGUGCAAUUGUGUACAAGCAUGGGCUUGUGCUUUUAUGUUUUAUAUAUUUCAGACUGUGGCAAAAUGGAUGGAGACGAUUGUUAUGCAUUUAUCACCACAAUUCUGUGGGAACUGAGAGGGAAUUUUCGCUCCAUUAGGGCCUGCUGACGGGACUGAAAAGACUGUUAAAACAGAAUGAUCUGUUUGGACAUGUUCUUGUAAAAAAUGUCUUUCAGGCAUGGCUUCAUAUUACAAGCAUAUGCAAAACGUCAGAGGACCUGGAGGUACAAGCACAGUCAUAAAACUUGAAGAAGAUUAUUGAGCCAGAUCAUUUAUUGGUUACAUUUGUUUAUUUCCAGAUGGAUUUGCAUAAUGAUAUUUAAUGUGAAUAUAUUUGCCUUUCAGCAAGAAUUUGUUGCUGUUUAUUGUACAAUGUUUUGUUUUUUACUGCACCAAGACAUCAUCUGUUUAUUAUAUAAUCAUAACUCGGUCAGCCACUUUUCAUGAAAUAUGUUUUUUACUUUACAUGUUAAACCACGGUAAUUUGCGUAAUGAGCAUUGUAUAAUUCUGUUUGGUUUAUUGUAUGUCUGUUACAGUCUGCUAUUUAUUUUAGUUCAUCACAAUUUUAUCUUGAUAGUUCAUUUCUGUUUUUAUAUUUAUCGGACUUGGCUGUACUGUGACCUACUUUAACUCUUGUGUAAUUAAAGACACAUCGCCGCUUUAUAAAUAAAUAAAUGUUUUGUGUUAGUC